Messenger RNA from Cucumis melo (muskmelon), 1892 nucleotides. RefSeq lists its product as uncharacterized. Gene Ontology annotation, molecular function: violaxanthin de-epoxidase activity. The transcript has 2 exons. NCBI's taxonomy places the organism in Eukaryota, Viridiplantae, Streptophyta, Magnoliopsida, Cucurbitales, Cucurbitaceae. The coding region runs from base 126 to 1715 and encodes 529 amino acids. The record is from RefSeq and is a predicted model, not a curated record. Gene Ontology annotation, biological process: xanthophyll cycle.
UUAAAGUAAAAAUCUUAUCAUUUCUAGAAAGAAAAGGUGAAAAGGAAACCACAAAACAAGUUCUGGCGAAAUCAAGGAUAGACUGAACACAUGAAAAGGGUCAUCGUUACUUUCCGAAAACAGAAAUGAAAGUUGAGUUGUAUUUGAAUUCAGGAACUAGUAUCGGAAAUGGAUGGCCUCUCAACCCCAAUUUCCAUUUCUUCCUUUCACAUCGAAAACCCACUCAUUCCCCUACUCUGUCGAUGCCCAGCCACCGGCCUACUGUUUCUCGUCGGCUGCUCACAGUUCCACCGCCCGUAGUUGCUGAGGCGAACAAGAACGCGGCGAUGACGGAUACUCCGGUGAGAAUAGUGGCGAUCGUUGGUGAAGGAAGCAUUAGUCCCUUGAAAUCCACUCCUUGGGAAGAAGUUAUGCUUCACACCGCAAAGCGACUAAAAUGGGUUGAUGAAGGCUAUGAAAUGCACGUCUUUGCUGAUAAUGUUUGUAACGUAACUCGUCAAGAUACUGGAACCAUUCAAAUCAUAUGUGAAGCGGAUAUUUUGGUGGUUGUUGCUGUCACAAGUAAGGAUUCAGUCUUAUGGAUACGCAUGAACUGCGAAAACAUCCAAAACAUUAUUUGCUUUGAAUCUGCAGCUGAGUUGGUUAACAAAUUAGGGGGAAUAUCCUUUCCUAGUGAAACCAAAGGAAAUUUACUGGAAAGCUUUUUUGGAAAUUCUCAGCUGUUGGAGAAAAGAAAGAAAUCUGAGGAAGUAGUGCAGACUGUAUUUGAGGCAUGGGAUCGUCGAAAUUCCGACGAUAUAAGGUUCUGUUUGUUGGUUAUAAUCAAUGCAUAUAUAAAACCUGUUCCGAUACUGCAAAAUCUAAGAUCAAAAGGUUUUUCAACUCUAAAUUGCAUGGUAAAGAAUUGUGGAAGGCAAAUAUUGAAUUGCUUGAUGGAUGCUAAUUGUAGAAAAGCUCUUCAAUGCUUGAAUCAAUGCAGCCCAGUGGAUCAAGUAUGCAACUACAGAUGUAUUGCUUCAUAUGAAAGUCCAAAUCUUGAAGCAUUUUCAUUAUGUGUGCUGCAAAAGCACAAUUGUCUGGACUUGGAUGCUAAAAUUCCUGAAAAGCCUUACGUGCCUUCAAUCGAGAGAUUUCGAGGAAAGGAGCUAUGCCACGAAACGGCAGAGGAUCUUUUUAUUGGUUGGUUAGGGAGUUUGGAGUGGAGUUGGCGUGUUGUAGCUGGGCAAAAUCCUGCUUAUGAUCAGUUUCCAUGUCAAUACCAAUUGUUUUACAGAGGGAAAGCGAGAGGAUCGUUCUGGUACGAGCCAGUAUUCAUGGUCAAAACCUUGGAAGGAAAAAUGGUGUGGAGGCGACGACGGUAUCGAGUAAAGAGAGGGAAAAUUGCAGGAACAUUCUUGUUCAGUGUGUUGGAUAAUGGUGUUGUUUCAAAUGAGUUUUGGAGCAUUGUAGAUGUAUGUGAUGAUCUAUCUUGGGGUUUGUUUCAUUAUAAUGGUGCUGCUCGAGCUGCGGGACAGUCGUAUACGGGCGCAGUUCUUGUUAGUCGAGAUGGUAAAUACCCUGAAAAUGAUCAUCAAAAAGAGAGAAUUGUUGCUGCUUUGGAGAAAUGUGGAAUAAAAGAUUGGGAACUCUUUGCAGUUGAUAACUCCUCUUGUUUAGAUCCUCCGCUUGGAAUUCCAGAUGGUUCAACUUUGCAUUAUGUGAUUGAGGUUAAAUAAAAUCAACAAGAAUGUGAGUUAGGAAUUCAACCUCACAUCAAAUUUUAAAUUUUAAGUUUACAGUACAAAUAUUAUGCCUAUUUAAUUAUGAUUAUUUUUUUGUAAGUUAGUUGUUAGGAUCUUAAAUAUUUCAUGGAGAUGAGUGAAUUAAAUGAUAUUUGUGGGUAUUGCUCUGCA